Messenger RNA from Cherax quadricarinatus, 777 nucleotides. The record is from RefSeq and is a predicted model, not a curated record. NCBI's taxonomy places the organism in Eukaryota, Metazoa, Arthropoda, Malacostraca, Decapoda, Parastacidae.
AUGAAGCGCUUACUGACAUCGCACGCAGACGCGAAUGGCAGUCUCGACACCGAUGCGGUGACUGCUGGCUUGCUUCAGUACCGAAACACGCCAGACCCUCAGACCUGCUACCCAUCGCCCCAGGAACGCAGGUGUAUUGGCUGUCUCACCAGGUUAUUGGCUGUCUCACCAGGUGUAUUGCCUGUCUCACCAGGUGUAUUGGCUGUCUCACCAGGUUAUUGGAUGUCUCACCAGACGACACCAACUAUCACGGGCUCCGCUACUGUUGUUACUACUGCUGUUACUACUGCUAUUACUACUGCCACUAUCAUGAAGACUACCUUGGCCUCGCUACUGCUGUGUGUACUUAUCACAGUCACAGCCUCUCCGGUCUCCAAGGAUGCUACAGUCAUCUCCCAGGUCUCCGCAGAUGAUCCAGCCUCCAGUGAGAUCUUCAAAGAUGCUAUGGUCAUCUCCAGAGAAGCCCCAGAUUCCAGUCAGGUCUUCAGGGAUGCUGCAGCCAUCUCCGAGGUCACCGGAGGUAUCCCAGAGCAGUUCAACUUCCCCGAUGAUGCUGUGGCAUUCCUCGCGAGUGGUGCCCCAUCAUCCAACCAGGAUUCCCAGGGUGACUCGACACGGAAAGGACGUUUCUUCAUUCCCAUCUUAAUCAAUACAACAGCCCUGAGCAUCCUCACAGGGGUGAACAACAACCCCUGGCGCAAGCCGUUCAUCCCAUUUAUCUGUCCAGGUCUUAUAUGUAAUUCUACAGUGUGGCCCUGGCCAGUGCUAAGGAAGUAA